This is a messenger RNA of Amoebophrya sp. A25, 551 nucleotides long. The record is from the annotation of a GenBank genome assembly. Lineage: Eukaryota; Dinophyceae; Syndiniales; Amoebophryaceae.
GUAAAAUUUCCGCAGCCAGGCCUUGUUCCAGCGCUGCUGCUAACCCAGAAGGAAGCAGUAGCCGCCCUGGAAGCAGUGGGCCUGCUCUAGGCUGGACUAGCAGAAGUGGCAGUUUCUGUUUCGACCACGACGUAAAUGCUGCGACACCUGAGAAUUUGAAAAAUCUUCCUACUUGGGCGAAGAAGCAAGUGUUGAAGAGCAUAGUUUGUCGGCAUUAUGCGGCAGGCAACUGCUCGAAGGGUGCGCAAUGUCGUUUCAAGCAUCCCUCUGCGGAGGAACUGGAGGUGCAUAAAGCGGAACAGGCGAAAUUGGAAGCGGCGAAGGAAGAGGCGGAGCGGAAGGAUGAAGGUGAACAAAAGAAAGGCGAAGGGGAUGUUGAGAAAAAUGAAAAAGAUCAAAAGGCACAGGCUGAAAAGAAUGAAGGCGAGGACAAGAAGGAAGAAACUGUUGCAGACGACAAGAAGGAAGAAACUGUUGAAGACGGUAGCAAAGCUUGCACAACUUUGAAGACUGGUGACGAUGCUCCUGCUUCGCCAAACGGCAAAAAGGAC